GCUGCAGCCCCAGCGGCGCCAGCUGCGGCGGAGACCUCCGAGGAGGCUGGCGGCGCGGCGCCUGCGGCCGCAGGGAGGGCUGCUGGCGCGGCGCCAGCGGCAGCAAGGAGGGCUGCUGGCGCAAAGGAGGCCGCAGGGAGGGCUGCUGGCGCGAAGGCUGCUGCCGGAGGCGGCGGAGACAAGGAGAAGAGCGAUAUCGACAAGAAGAUCGUCGAGACGAAGAAGGUCAUCGCGCUGUACAAUGCCGCCCUGACCAACUCACGCUCGGUGCUGACGAACAUUGAGAAGGAUCCAGAUUGGUCCUGGGCGAAGGAGUCCAACCAGAAGGCGCCGCUCAUUGACGCGAUCGCUCUUCUCGAGGACAAGGUCUACGCCGACUGCAACGUCUCCAAGGUGCUCACGACUAGCCUGCCGAAGCUCCGCGUCGUGACCAACAACGACUUGCGCUUCGCAGGCUUCCUGGAGCAGGCGUGCAAGCUGCAGCAGUACAUGGAGAAGGUGAACGAGGAGACCAGCUGCCUGCUGGGAUUCCACGAGGUGAAGCGCAAGGCGGCCAUCGCCAAGACGGCCUCAGGUUCGGACGUGGCUCCGAAGAAGAAGAAAGCCAGGAAGCAGACAGGCUCUGGCUAG
Prorocentrum cordatum is the source of this 630-nucleotide messenger RNA. NCBI's taxonomy places the organism in Eukaryota, Dinophyceae, Prorocentrales, Prorocentraceae. The record is from the annotation of a GenBank genome assembly.